Molecule: messenger RNA, 1840 nt
Organism: Lagopus muta (rock ptarmigan)
Lineage: Eukaryota; Metazoa; Chordata; Aves; Galliformes; Phasianidae
Gene: RHCG
Product: Rh family C glycoprotein
Exons: 10
Coding region: 224-1627 (467 amino acids)
Biological process (GO): ammonium homeostasis; ammonium transmembrane transport
Cellular component (GO): basolateral plasma membrane; apical plasma membrane; plasma membrane
Molecular function (GO): ammonium channel activity
Source: RefSeq, a predicted model, not a curated record
CAAGCUGCUGGGAGAAGAGGUGCUGGAGCCCCGUCCUUCCUCGCAGAGAGCAAGGAGGGUUAGAGCAGAGAGCAAGCGUGGAGCCUCCCGCGUCUGAAAUGUGAUCCUGCUGGAGGCACCUCCCUGGGCCCCACCUUGCGCUCCCCAACAUAUAUAUGUCACUCGCCAAGGGCACAGGGGACACGGACUGACACACUGUGCCUGGGCCCCGGCAUCCCUGCAGAUGGAGCGGCCAAGGCACCAGGGGAUGGCAAAGAACACCUACAUGCGCUGGCGGCUCCCACUCAUCUGCCUCCUCUGGGAGGUGGCGAUGAUCAUCCUCUUUGGGGUCUUUGUGCGCUUCGGCCCUGAAGCUGAUGCACACUGGGAGGAAGAGAAGCAUCAGAUGAACCUUACCAGUGACAUUGAGAAUGAUUUCUACUUCCGAUACCCCUCUUUCCAGGACGUUCACGUGAUGAUCUUUGUGGGCUUCGGCUUCCUCAUGACAUUCCUCAAGCGUUAUGGAUUCGGAGCUGUGGGAUUCAAUUUCCUCCUUGCUGCUUUUGGGAUCCAGUGGGCUCUCCUGAUGCAAGGCUGGUUCCACUCUUUCCAGAAUGGGAAGAUCCUUAUUGGAGUGGAAAACCUGAUCAAUGCUGAUUUCUGCGUGGGUUCUGUGUGUGUUGCCUUUGGAGCCAUCCUGGGCAAAACCAGCCCAGUACAGCUUCUCAUCAUGACUUUGUUUCAAGUCACACUCUUUGCAGUGAAUGAGUACAUCCUCCUCGAGCUGCUUCACGUUAAGGACGCGGGUGGCUCCAUGACCAUUCACACCUUUGGAGCCUACUUUGGCCUCACUGUGACACGUUUCCUAUACAGACCCAACCUGGAGCAGAGUAAAGACAAGGAAGGCUCUGUGUACCACUCUGACCUCUUUGCUAUGAUUGGUACCCUAUACCUGUGGAUGUACUGGCCCAGUUUCAACUCAGCCAUUUCUGAACAUGGGGAUGCCCAGCAUCGGGCUGCCAUUAACACAUACUGUUCCCUGGCUGCUUGUGUCCUCACCACAAUGGCCUUCUCCAGCAUGCUGCAGAAGAAAGGCAAGCUUGACAUGGUCCACAUCCAGAAUGCAACGCUGGCUGGUGGAGUGGCUGUGGGCACCAGCGCGGAGAUGAUGUUGACCCCAUAUGGCUCCCUCAUUGUUGGGUUCAUCUGUGGCAUUGUGUCCACAGUGGGGUUUGUCUACCUCACGCCUAUUUUGGAGUCCAAGUUGCACAUCCAGGACACAUGUGGCAUCCACAACCUCCAUGGCAUGCCAGGCCUUAUAGGGGGCAUUGUGGGAGCCAUCACUGCAGCUGCAGCCACAGAGGAUGUAUAUGGAAAGGAAGGGUUUAUCAAGGCAUUUGACUUCACUGGCAGCUACAAGACACGGACGCCCAGCAUUCAAGGAGGGUUCCAGGCGGCCGGCAUUGUUGUUUCUCUGCUGAUGGCUUUCGCUGGGGGAACCCUUGUGGGAGCCAUCCUGAAGCUGCCCAUCUGGGGCGACGCGGCCGACGAGAACUGCUUCGAGGAUGACAUCUACUGGGAGGUGCCCGAGGACGAGGAGAGCGACGUGUACCACAUGCACAACCCCGACAAGGCCGCCUCGCCCUGAGCCGCCAUGCUGCCGGGCUGCCGCGCCUCAGCGGGACGGCGGGGCUGCCCCCGGGGGCGGGAAGAUGGCGGCCGCCAUGUCAGGCGCACCGCCCUGCCUGUGAGGAGAAAGCCUCGUGGGGAAAGCGUGGGGGGGGGGAACACCCUCUUCCCCACUGGCUCACUUUUGUAAUUAGUUCCUGUGAACAAAAUAAAAGCAUGGCUCUUUUUCGUA